Molecule: messenger RNA, 139 nt
Organism: Cetraspora pellucida
Lineage: Eukaryota; Fungi; Glomeromycota; Glomeromycetes; Diversisporales; Gigasporaceae
Source: the annotation of a GenBank genome assembly
GGAAUUAAAGGAAAAAUUAAGCUUGGAAAUAUUGCAAGGUGGAAUAACGAAAGAUGGUUUAGUAUUACAAAUGCUUUCGACAUUUUGGUCGAACCUUUCCAUAAACAUAUUAAAAAUCAUUCAAUAUUUUUUGGAAUAA